Molecule: messenger RNA, 822 nt
Organism: Cetraspora pellucida
Lineage: Eukaryota; Fungi; Glomeromycota; Glomeromycetes; Diversisporales; Gigasporaceae
Source: the annotation of a GenBank genome assembly
AUGACAAAGCCAUCAUCGAAUAAGAUUGUUUUGGUAGGCAUCGGCGGUGCAUCCUGUUCUGGUAAAACCACACUAGCUAAACUCCUUACACGAAUCCUACCGAAUAGUUGGAUAUUUCAUCAGGAUGAUUUUUUCAAGUGCGUAUCUCAAAUUCCAAUUGACCCAACGACAAACCUCUCUAAUUGGGACUGUCCUGACGCUGUAGAUUUUCCAAAAUUCAUUAAAACAUUACGACAAGUUCAUCAAACAGGACUAUUACCCGAUUCUUUUAGAUCGAAAGAAAGAUUAAAUGUUAGGAAUGAUAUCAAACUUGAAGCUCAUCUAGAAUCAUUAAUAAAUCAGUUAUCAGGACGAAUUAUUAAUGUGUUGUCAGAUGGUAGUGAAAGUAAUGAUAUUGAUCAAAAUGAUUUAAAUAACAAAGAUGAGAAUAUUGGUAUUUCAAGUAUAAAUAAUUUAUCUGAUUGGACUUUCGUUUUAGUUGAUGGCUUUCUUCUUUAUUGGGAUAUGCAAGUUGUAAAGGAAUUAGAUAUUAAAUUGUUUGUUCAAGCUGAUUAUACAACAUUGAAAAAAAGGCGAGAGGAACGAGCUGGAUAUGUUACCGUUGAUGGCUACUGGUCAGAUCCGCCAAACUAUUUUGAUACAAUGGUAUGGCCAAACUACGUAAAAUCUCACAGACAUUUAUUUAAAGAUCAUUCAGAAAUUAGGCUGACUACUGAUGAAUUGGUAGUAUUGAAUUCGAAUGGUGCAAGGGACAUGCAGAUGAAUUUAGAAAUGGCCGUUGAAAACGUUUUAGAGUUUGUUAGGAGCAACGAAGUUUGCUGA